AUGGUGUCUACAACCGCACCUAAAUUUGGCGUUCGAUUUCCAACACGUAAAGAAAGAACAGUAAAACGAGUUACAAAAUGUGAAACACGUGAAAUUCAAAAACGUCUUGAACCACCAAAACCAGUCCGUGUUCGUCCACCUCCCAAACCUAAAGCACCCAAAAAGCCACCACCACCACCAGCUACACUUUGUAAGCCGCCUAAACCUCCGAGAACAUCAGCAACGCAUGCUAACGAACGUCAGCCAUCAUCAACAUCACAAACGCAAUCGACAUCGUCAUCUUCAUCAUCGAAACCAACAACAUCUUCUUUAUCUGGAGCACGUACUUUACAAGCACCGGAUUUAGAAAAACUAGCCCGUCUCAAUUGCUCACGUGAAUUUAGUCUUUUUCACAAAUUUAUUAAACCAGAACUAUCAAGAUCCUAUGAAAACCAGCUGGGCUUUUUACAAACUAAAUUACAACAUUUAAAAAAUGAAUUUGUUAAUAAACAAGCUGAACAUCUAAAUUUUGAACAAAUCCGAGAUUAUUAUAAUGAAGCUGUAAAAGAAAAUGUACGACGUCAUAUUAAGCCAGAUGAAUAUUUAACAUUAGCUGAUAAAUUUAAACAAGAUGCCAAACAAGCUAUUGACAAAUGGCUACGAAAAAAAGAUAUUAAACCACAACGACAAAUAACUGAGUUUUUACAAAGACGUCAAGCACGUAUUCGUGAUCGAAUUAAAGAAACGCUUGAAGAAGCGAAAAAGCAACAACAACUAACUAAGGAAGGAGAAGCAGAAGCAGGCGCAGGAGCAGAAACAGAAGUAGACACAGAAGUUGAAGUCACAGAAAGUACCAUUAUAGUAGAAUCGCCUGCAUUAUCACCGAUAACAACAACAGAAAUAAAACCAACAACGAUGACAAUAAUAGAAGAUGAUGAAAUUAUGAUUAUCGAUUAG
Messenger RNA from Rotaria socialis, 936 nucleotides. Lineage: Eukaryota; Metazoa; Rotifera; Eurotatoria; Philodinida; Philodinidae. The record is from the annotation of a GenBank genome assembly.